This is a messenger RNA of Lactuca virosa, 366 nucleotides long. Lineage: Eukaryota; Viridiplantae; Streptophyta; Magnoliopsida; Asterales; Asteraceae. The record is from the annotation of a GenBank genome assembly.
AUGUUGCUUGGUCAUAUUAAGGCUGGUGUGGAUGUUGCAGCUGCAUUAUCACAUUAUUGGUGUGAUCUUAAAGAUAAAGUUACAGGAUUGGCGCUUGUGCAGAGUCCUUAUGGUGGAACCCCAAUUGCAUCUGACAUCAUGCGUGAAAGCCAAAUUGCUGAUAAAGAAACUAGAAGAAUCAUGGAGCUCAUAGUCUGCAGGAUCAUCAAGGGGGGACAUAAAGUCUCUUCAGGAUCUAACAUACUAGAAAAAGAAAAUUCUUGGAUCUACUAUAUAGUUUUCUUGAUGGUGUUAUCGAUGGUGCAAAAUAUGAAGAUGAAUGUCGGACAGUUCUUGGCACGUGGUCGUUUCCCGUCUUCACAUUAG